This is a messenger RNA of Paracoccidioides lutzii Pb01, 3090 nucleotides long. Its product is annotated as DNA excision repair protein (Rad26L). The record is from RefSeq and is a predicted model, not a curated record. Bases 1 to 3090 code for a protein of 1029 amino acids. The transcript is spliced from 2 exons. Gene Ontology annotation, molecular function: ATP binding; ATP-dependent chromatin remodeler activity.
AUGGUUUCCAAAUGGGAGCUGGAGGAUUCCGAUGCCACCACACAAAGCGGUGACGCUAGCGAUGAUGACUUGGGCUACCCAAGGAGUACUCCCAAGAAAUGGCGGCAUCGGAUGGAGACCUCUGGAGGAGUCAGUUCAUCAGAACAGCCGGGACUGGGCCGCAAGGCAUGCAGCGCUAAAAACCCAAUUGCCGUAUCUGUAAACCAGGAGAUCAUAUCAUUGUCAGACGAUGAAUUCAGUGAUAUAAAAGAUUUUGACGAUGGUGCAGCUGCAUAUGAGAAGUUCAAGAACAGAAAAAGUCUCCAGCGCAAACAAGCAGCUGCAAUAACUCGCAGAGCUAAAGGUGUAACUCAAAAUCCAAUUGUUGGAAAACGCCCAGCCAAAACAGAAACCAACACGUCCUCCCGGAAAAGACAACGACAGUUGAAAGAGUAUGGAGAAUUAUCAUCCGAUGAUGACAUGAUGGGACACAUCCUGCCAAACUACAUUCAAAACCGCCGCUCAGCAUUUGAUAAGAAAACAGUGCUGUUGAAAGAGGCAGGAUUAAAAUUACCACCAAAUUUUGACGAUGUCGAGUUCUCUGAUGAUGAGCAUCUGGAGGAUCUGAAAGAGAAGCCGGAUUUCCAAAAGGCUACUCCAUCAAGAAACUAUGAAGACAUUCAACUUCCGUACUCUUUAGGCUUGAUCCCGGCCCCGAUCGCACAGUGGCUACGAGACUAUCAAGUUAGGGGGGUUGAAUUUCUACACGAAUUGUUCGUUUAUCAGAAAGGCGGGAUCCUCGGAGAUGACAUGGGUCUAGGGAAAUCAGUGCAAGUAAUAGCUUUCCUAACGGCCGCAUAUGGGAAAACAGGCGACGAACGAGAUGCUAAGCGCAUGCGAAAGAUGAGACGAACGGGAGACGGGGUUUGGUAUCCCCGAACUUUAAUUGUUUGUCCUGGGACUCUUUUGCAAAAUUGGAAAUCUGAAUUGGAUAGAUGGGGUUGGUGGCACGUGGAGGUAUAUCAUGGUGCUGGAAAGGAGGCAGCUUUACAGUCUGCUGCUUCAGGCAGGGUUGAGAUCAUGCUCACAACCUACAAAACCUACGUGCUCAAUAAGGGUGCGUUGAAUAUGGUUGAGUGGGAUUGCGUCGUGGCAGAUGAGUGCCACAUUAUUAAGGAGAGAAAGUCAGAAACAGCACAGUCGAUGAACGAAAUUAAUGCUCUUUGUCGAAUUGGUCUUACUGGUACAGCUAUCCAAAAUAAGUACGAAGAACUCUGGACACUACUCAAUUGGACCAACCCCGGGAAAUUUGGGCCGGUAUCCACUUGGAAGUCCACGAUUUGUGACCCGCUAAAAUUAGGACAGUCUCAUGAUGCAACUAUGUACCAACUUAGCAAAGCGAGGAAGACAGCAAAAAAGCUGGCUAAUAACCUUCUACCUCCGUUCUUCCUCCGCCGCAUGAAAACGCUGAUCGCGGACCAGCUACCAAAGAAGAGUGAUCGAGUCGUAUUUUGCCCCCUCACUCCAACCCAAGCGGAUGCGUACGAGAGGGUUUUAGAUAGUGAUAUAAUUAAGUAUAUCAAAAUGUCCUCUGAUCCUUGCUCCUGUGGAUCCCGUAAGAAAUCCGGCUGGUGUUGUCGCAUGUACUUACCCCAGGGUGGAAAAUGGCAAAGUUAUGUCUUCCCGGCGAUUUCAAACCUGCAAAAGCUCAGCAACCACCUUGCUAUUCUCAUUCCACAAUCACAGGAUCCGUCUGAAAAACAAGAUAAGGACCUAGAAAUGUUACAGAUCGCCGUACCGGACCAGUGGCGACAGCUUUAUGCCACGAGGGAUUCAAUCCUUAACUAUGCGAACCACGAGUUCUGCGGAAAGUGGAAAGUAUUAAAGAAACUGUUAAAGUGGUGGCACGGAAAUGGAGACAAAGUCCUUGUCUUUUCGCAUAGUGUGAGGCUGCUAAAAAUGCUCCAGAUGCUUUUCAAACAUACUAGUUAUAACGUCAGUUAUUUGGACGGUUCUAUGACCUACGAUAAUAGAGCCAAAGCCGUUGACAAUUUCAACGCUGAUCCUCGAGAAUUUGUAUUUCUUAUCUCUACGCGGGCUGGAGGAAUAGGACUGAAUAUCACUUCUGCUAACAAGGUCGUCGUUGUGGAUCCGAAUUGGAAUCCUGCCUUCGAUCUCCAAGCACAGGACCGCGCAUAUCGUAUUGGGCAAUCGAGAGAUGUUGAAGUGUUCCGGUUAAUUUCUGCUGGGACAAUCGAAGAAAUUGUCUAUGCCCGCCAGAUAUACAAACAACAACAGGCAAAUAUUGGAUAUACGGCCAGCACAGAACGGCGAUAUUUCAAAGGGAUCCAAGAAAAAAAGGGCAGAAGGGGCGAAAUAUUCGGCCUCUCAAAUAUGUUUCAAUACCAGGGCGACAAUAUCGUCCUGAGAGAUAUCGUCAACAAGACGAACGUCGCGGAGAGCAAAGUUGGUGUUAAAAUCGUCGAGCUCGAACUGGAUGAUACCAAUGAUGGGCUUAAUAAAGAGCCUUUCCCUUCACCAAACGAUGAGGAGAAUGACGAUGCAAUGAGCCAACUAGCCGCCAUGAUUCGAGGAGAAGAGGUCGGGGACAGGAACGAAAACAAAAUGAACGUCAUACAGGCCAAGCAUGACCCUAUCCAGGCCAUUCUAGCUGGAGCAGGUGUCGAAUAUACACACGAAAACUCCGAAGUGAUCGGUUCAUCGAAGAUCGAAGAACGCCUUAGCCGUCGCGCCGAGAUGGCAGCUGACGGCGCCAGUUUUGGUGAGGAGCAAGUUUUCCAAGGCUCGCAAGAUGAUGUCUCUUCAGGCUUUGAUGUCACCCAUGGAGGCAAGCGUGUUCGGUUCAAGUACCACCCGCCAGAGGACGUAAAGAGGCGUCAGUUUUGUAGCAUGGCCAAGCGAUUUGGAUUUGACAGUCUCACCGAGUUUGCUCUCGUUGUCGAGGGGAUGACUCAGGCCCAAAGGAGAGGUUAUCUGACAAAAUGGUAUCGAGAAUGCCAGUCAAUCCUGAUGAGCGGCACCAAUACGCCGGUCAUGGAAGAGGAUGUGAGCCUGCUGAAUAGUAUUCCAAAGCAGCAAACGCCAGGCUGA